Callorhinus ursinus (northern fur seal) is the source of this 921-nucleotide messenger RNA. The record is from RefSeq and is a predicted model, not a curated record. NCBI's taxonomy places the organism in Eukaryota, Metazoa, Chordata, Mammalia, Carnivora, Otariidae.
AUGGAUCAGGAGAACCGGACAGUGGUGGCCGAGUUCUGUUUCUCUGAUUUCCCUCAGUUUGAGAACGGCAGCCUCUUACUCUUCGUUCCUCUGCUGUUUAUUUAUGUGUUCAUUAUUGUUGGAAAUUUCACGAUCUUCUCUGCUGUCCGGCUGGACACUCGUCUCCACAAUCCCAUGUACAAUUUCAUCAGCAUCUUCUCCUUCCUGGAGAUCGGGUACACCACAGCCACCAUUCCCAAGAUGCUCUCCAACCUCAUCAGUGAGAAGAAGACCAUCUCCAUUACUGGCUGCCUCCUGCAGAUGUAUUUUUUACACUCGCUUGGGGUCACAGAAGCCCUAGUCCUCACAGUGAUGGCCAUCGACAGGUACGUUGCCAUCUGCAACCCCCUCCGCUAUGCAACCAUUAUGACCCCUCGGCUGUGUGUCCAGCUCUCCACUGGCUCUUGAAUCUUUGGCUUCCUUAUUCUGCUGCCAGAGAUUGUGUGGAUUUCUACUCUUCCCUUCUGUGGCCCGAACCAAAUCCAUCAACUCUUCUGUGACUUUGAACCUGUGCUGCAGUUGGCCUGUACGGACAUGUCCAUGAUUCUGGUCGAAGAUGUGAUCCAUGCUAUUUCCUUCCUGACUUCUGUGUCUAUCAACAGCCUUUCAUAUUUAAGAAUCAUCACUAUGAUCCUGAAGAUUCCCUCAGGGGAGAGCCGUCAGAAGGCGUUCUCCACCUGUGCAGCCCACAUUGCUAUUUUCUUGCUUUUUGGCAGUGUGGUCCUCAUGUACCUGCGUUUCUCUGUCACAUUCGCACCUCUCCUGGACAAGGCCACCAUCCUGAUGUUUGCUGUCCUCACCCCACUGUUCAACACGAUAAUCUACAGUCUGAGGAGCAAAGACAUGAAAGAUGCCAUCAGGAGAGUUCUCUGUUUUCAAUAA